Owenia fusiformis is the source of this 4759-nucleotide messenger RNA. Lineage: Eukaryota; Metazoa; Annelida; Polychaeta; Sabellida; Oweniidae. The record is from the annotation of a GenBank genome assembly.
CGCUGGUUUAUUACCGCAGUAUAAAACACAACGAGAGCAUCGUAUUUGUUCAGUUGACUAUAUCAUUUAACACAGAACAAGUGCAAAAUAUGGUUUGAUGUAAUGGCAUAUACUAAUACCAACAAUCUCGAGUUUAAGAGCGAUGUAGAAUUAAUGAAAAGGAUUUAUAAAGACGUCCCAAAGGUGUCUAAUGCCCAUGAACACGUGAAUAAGGAAUUUGUAAACAUUGAAGAAGUUGUGGUAUCUGAUUCGCGAGAAGAUACGUUAGCAGAUAUUGCACAAUAUUGUGGGAUUGCCGAUGCCCUAGAUGGGGAUAGACUACCAAAAGAUACUACAGAAAACCCAGAUGGGAAUCUAGAAAAGGCACUUGAUAAAACGCAGUCUGUUAAUAAUAAUCAAAGUGAAACCGAUAUAAACGCUCAAACCCCCAACUCAGGGCACAAGUCAGUUGAUACUGCCAAUCAAAAGGAGUUCAAUGUAAGCAAAGGAGAUGUUCUCAUGGCGGCAAAUGUUCAUGAACUUGAACUUGGAGCAAUUGAAGAAGUUAAACAAGGUGUCGAGGUGAACACUACAAAUGUAAUCGAUCUUCUCGACUACGAUAUUGUACCUGACCUUGUCAUGGAUUUACGUGAUGAUUUGCCCGAAGAUAGAAUAAGUGGACAAAACGCGAAUACAAACACACACGGGACAUCAUGCCAGAGUAUUCUAGAUUCCAAUCAAUUUCCCAACGUUGAUGUGGAGACAGAAUUGAACAUAGCUGUUAUUGACAAAGAAAACACAAAUAGUGAACAUGCAACAAAUCACGGUCAAAAUACCACUAAGGCUACGAACAAGUCAAAACAAACAAGUAAUACGCCACAUACAAAUAAAGAUCAACGGGCAGAAUCUAUUUCUCAUCAACAACAAACGUCAUACCUCUAUAAGGCUAUGCAUGGCGAUUUAGAGGAACUACAACAUGAAAAGCCGUCCGAUCCAAAGGAAAAACCAUCCGAUCCAAAACCAGUAGCUACAAAAGAUAUACAGGUGUGUAAAUUGACUCAUGAUAUACCUGCUAAAAUUUCAGAAUUAAAAAAGCCACAUCCCCCAUUACCUGAAUUGAAAAACAUCUGUAAAAAACUAUUUGAGCAGAUGCCAACAGCUAUUAAUAUUCAACGCGAGGAUGGUUCUAAAGAACAAAAUGAAGCGAUCGUAACAAUACCAAUAAAAAAGCGGCAAAAAUGUAGACCUUCGAAUAUACGUCCUGAAAUGGACAGUCCUGACAGCAAUGGAUCAAAGAGACGGAUGAUUUCCUCCAACAAUUCAGGCGACGUGUACAAAAUGAAUAUGAAGUAUAUCUAUAUUGAUAUGGGCACUAGCUUUGAUUCCGACUCUGAAUAUCACCAAUUGACCCGUGCCCAGAGAGAAGCUUACAUUGAGUUUCGAAAAGAAGCAAUGAGACACCGUAAAGGAAACAGAGGUUUUCCCAAUCCCAUGCGUCCUAGGAAUUUAAUCAGAAGUCCAGAAUUACCAAAUGACUUUAAUUCAAUUCCAGUUAAACAUUAUAUGAACAACUCCAGUCAACUUCCAGGUGUUCAUAAUGACAUUUGCGUUGACUUUAAUUCAGAAAAUGAGUUUUCGGAAAAAUCUAAUAACCGAGCUGUUAUAGAUGAUAUUGAUGAAGACGUUCCCAUGGAUUUAAGUGUACCUAAAGUUUCCCAAUCGUCGGGUCAUAAGCCCUUACCUCCGUUGAUCUACAUUGAUGGCAUUGAUCCAGACAUUGGAGGACAAAACCACCAAAAAAGAAACGAAUCUCAACGUUCUGACACUGUCAUAUCUGAACACUUAAAUAACUUUAUGUGGCAAAAAAUCAAACAAAUGAACGAUAUGUUCACGUGUAGUACAGAAAAGAUAUGUUGUAUGAACAAUCCGUCUGCACCCGAGAAUCCACAGUGGAAUGGGCAGUGUUUGCCCCAUGAGAGAAUAAUGACAGCACCUACUGGCAUGACUACCUAUCAAAACGUUGAAGGCGACACAUCAAGAUUUACCCAAGGGGGAUCAGUCAGACCCGGAGGCAAAGUCCGUUCAAAACCGAAUAAUGUUCCAUUUAUCGCAUCAAAAUAUUGUAAAAUUCCAUCCAAUGCCGAAAAUGCUGUUUUUCAACCGGACCCUGUCAAGAAUUCAAUGAUAGUUAAUUCACAAAUGGCGACAACGCCUGUAAAAACCGUGGCAACGCCAUUGAAUUCACCAAACUUUGCCAUGCAAUUCAAAACACCAAACACAACAAUGCAAUUCAAUUCUCCGAACGUUCCAAUGGCAUUAAAUCCACAUAACGGGACAAUACCGUUCAAUUUCCAAAAUGCGACAAUGCAGUUGGGUCCCCGAAAUGGAGCCAUACCAUUCAAUGUUGGAAGUGGAAAAAUGCAAUUCAAUUCCCAAAAUGUCACCACGCCAUUUAAUUCCUCAAAUGAGAAUACGUCAUUCAAAUCAACUUAUGGCGACAUGCGAUUCAGUUAUUCAAAUGACUCCCCUAAUCGGACCGUGUCCUUUAGCCCCCCAGAUGGGAUCGUGCCGUUUAAUUCAGCAAAUGAACGAAUGUCAUUCAAUUCAACAAAUAAGGCAUUGUCUUUCGAUCCAAUGACAGGGACAAUGCCAGUUAUUUUACCAAAUACGACGUUCAAUUCACCAGAUGGAAACAGUAUACCAUUCAAUCCAGGAAACGGGGAUAUCCCUAAUGUGCCGACAAAUGGGAUAUCCUUUGAUUCUCAAAAUGAUGACAUUCCAUUUACUUCGCAAAAUCCGACCAUGCAAUUCUGCUUACCAAAUGGGAAGAUUCCUUUUAAAUCAUCAAACGGUACCAUGCCUUUUAUGUCCCCAAACCCAACUAUGCCAUUCAGUUCACCGAAUGCAACAUUGCAAUCAAGUCGUUUGAUGACACCACCCAACACGCAAGAGGUACAUGUAGGAAGGAUGGACAUGUCGUCAAUGUCAUUCUCGUCGAUGAAGUCACAAAAUACCAAUGGACCGAUCCACUUCCCCUCUCAAAGACCCAACUCACUUAGCAACAACCACACAAAUCAACAAAUUCCUCCCUUCAACAAAUCAAACAAUAUUCAUGGUAGAUUUAAUGUUCCUAUGCCUGACGAAAUCACAGAUCAUGGGCUGAAUUCGAACUAUUUCAAUAAUAAUCCAAGUGAAAUGGUAAACCAUCAUAUUCAACAACAAAACUCUCCGAAUCAACAUCAACAAUUUCAACAGCAAAAGCAACUACAAAACAUUCAUCAGCAAGUCCCCUACUUACACCAAACAGAUAUAGGUCAGCAAAGCUACAAUACAAGAGUAAAAUCAGUUGCAUUCCGACCAGAUUUUACAAGAAUGAAUUUCCAGCAGCAUAAGGGAACCAAUAGAAACUACAAUUCUAGACCACGUUGUUCUAUUAAACCAACACAGCGUAAGGUUUACUCAAAACAGCAACAUAAUUUGAAAGAACAUAAUAAGGUCAAUAAACAACAAGAAAUAAAAGUCAAAGAGCAAGUACAAAACAACACAUCAUUACAACAAACCACCGCAACACAUCAGCAAAAUGCCAAAUCACAACAACAAAACAUGACAUCACAACAACAAAUUGUCACAUCACAAAAUACAAUAUCACAACAAAAUGCCAUAUCAAAACAACAGAAUGUGUCUCCAAAACAACCAAAUGUCACAUCCAAACAACAAACUGUCAUACUACAACAACAAAGUCCAAAAUCUACAACAUGAAUAACAAACCAUCAUUUUUACUACAAUAAAAACAAAGAUUGGUGAUGUUUGGGGUGCAACCCUAAAUAUUUCACUUGAUGACAUGGUAACCCUAAUUAUUUCACUUGGUGACAUUGUAACCCUAAAUAUUUCACCCGAUGACAUUGCAACUCUAAAUAUUUAAGUUGAUGACAUUGCGACCCUAAAUAUUUCACUUGAUGAUAUUACAACCCUAGAUAUUUCACUUAAUGCCAUUGCAACCCCAGAUAUUUCACCUGAUGACAUUGCAAUCCUAGAUAUUUCACCUGGUGACAUUUCAACCUUAGAUAUUUCACUUGAUGGGAUUCCAACCCUAGAUAUUUCACUUGACAUCAUUGCAACUCUAUAUAUAUUUCACAUGAUGACAUUGCAACCCUAGAUAUUACAUCAGAUGACAUCUGAAGACAUUGCAACCUUUGAUAUUUUACUUGAUGACAUUGUAACCCUAGAUAUUUCACAUAAUGGCAUUUGCAACCCUAGAUAUCUAACCUAUUGAUAUUGCAACCUUAUUUAUUUCACAUGAAGACAUUUCAUCCAUAAAUAUUCCACCGCUAAAUAUUGAACUUGAAAACAUUUUGCAUCCAUCGGAGGAUAUAUUUAAAAGUAAAUACCUGUACUUCACCGAAGACAUUCCACCCCUCUGUAUUUCAUCUGACUAUUCAGACGAUUCCAAACUAGAUAUUUGAUCUGAAGAUGUUUCAACCCUUGAUAUUUCCCCAAAGUUAGUUUAUCCCUGAAUAUAUCAUUCCUAUUUUUAGUUGACAACAAAUUAAUGAAUAUAACAUGAUUGGAUUGUCUCUUUUUCCUCAAAAUGUACAAAUAUGUAUGAUACAUAGUGACCUUCAACAUGUUAAGUAUUCAGUCUGCUCUGCUUAUGUAAACUAAAUCCUAUUAUUGAUGUUUAUUCAAUAAAAUAUGUGUUUAUACAACAAAUGAGUUAGUACAAUUAUGGAUUUGUGAUGUUAACAACAUUUUAAAUGUUGUUCAAAUUGGCAAUGUGUUU